Molecule: messenger RNA, 1500 nt
Organism: Ascochyta rabiei
Lineage: Eukaryota; Fungi; Ascomycota; Dothideomycetes; Pleosporales; Didymellaceae
Product: N(6)-L-threonylcarbamoyladenine synthase
Exons: 2
Coding region: 1-1500 (499 amino acids)
Biological process (GO): mitochondrial tRNA threonylcarbamoyladenosine modification
Cellular component (GO): mitochondrion
Source: RefSeq, a predicted model, not a curated record
AUGACGCUCGCCAUAGAGACGUCCUGCGAUGACACGUCGGUCGCCAUUGUGGAAAAGGGCGCGCACCACGGCCGUGCUGUGGCCCGCCUGCACUUCCACAAGAAAGUCACGGCCAACAACACCCACUUCCACGGCGUACACCCGCUCUUCACCCUCAAGUCCCACCAGGAGAAUCUGGCGCUGCUGGUCGCAGAGGCCAUCGAACAUCUGCCCAGCCGCCAAGGAAGGCGCAGGCUGCCAGACUUCGUGUCCGUCACCCGAGGCCCUGGCAUGCGCUCGAACCUGUUCACUGGCCUCGACACGGCCAAGGGCCUGGCAGUGGCCUGGCAGAAACCUCUCGUAGGCGUCCACCACAUGCAGGCCCACGCCCUGACCCCUCGCCUGGUCGCCGCCCUCGACGCCUACAACACCUACAACACCCACAGCGCCCUCGACGCCUACAGCACCCACAACACCCACAGCACCCACAGCACCCACAUCACCCACAGCACCCACAACACCCACAACACCACCCAAGACGCCGCCGACCUGAACGCACACCCUCUCGUGCAUGGCACUGCCGCCCUGGCACCAACCUUCCCCAUCCUCUCCGUGCUCGCCUCGGGCGGGCACACCAUGCUGAUCCACUCGACCUCGCUCACCGACCACGCCAUCCUCGGCACCACAGACGACAUUGCUGUUGGCGAGUGUCUCGACAAGGUCGCCCGCGUCGUGCUGCCCGCCGAAGAGCUUCAGAGCGCAGAGAGCACCAUGUACGGCGCUCUGCUCGAGUCCUUUGCCUUGCCCCCACCCGCCCACGACUCCACGCAGUCCAGAGCAAAGAGCGAGCUCUCGGGCCUGACAGCACAGGCCUACCUCGAACACGCUCACCUACACGACUGGUACACGCCGCCCACCAACAACGAGGUGGCCGUAGAACGGAGCAAGACGACAUGGGGAUGGAGCAUCAACCAGCCCCUGACCAAGACGGGCGGUGGCAACAAGAUCAAGACCAUGGGCAUGAGCUUUUCGGGCUUGAUGACGGCCGUGGACCGACUUGUGCGCUACCCCACCGAUCCAGAGACGGGGAAGCUGUCCAAGCAGGUGCGGAGCGCAAAAAGCAUCACUCUCGACGAGCGCCGCGAUAUGGCCUUGGGCGUUAUGCGCGCUGCCUUUGAGCACAUUGCUUCGCGCGUCAUCCUUGCGCUGAAAAACAGUUCCAAUCCUACACCCCCGUCCAUCGCACCAGCCGUCGUCCUAGCUGGCGGUGUCGCCUCCAACGCCUUCCUCCGCCACGUCCUCGCCAGCACCCUCUGUGCCCACGGAUUCGGAGACGUGGUGUUAUACUUUCCACCGCCCAAGUACUGCACCGACAACGCCGCCAUGAUUGGCUGGGCCGGGCUCGAAAUGUACGAGGCUGGGCAUGUUGACCCCCUGAGCAUCAGGGCCGUGCGCAAGUGGCCACUGGACCAGCUGCUGACACCCGUGGACGACGGCAAGAUGGAGAAGAGUAACAUGUAG